AUGGGAUGGCAUACCAUUAUCAGUAUGCAAUCCGGAUUGAAUUUCUACACAAAUCGGGGCAUGAAGAAGGUAAAACCAUUGACCAAGGCCAAGGAUAUGCUCAUCGAUUCGGUCGCAUGGAACAAGUACAAUACAGAUCAGAAUUCCACACAGGAAAUUCUUCUAGGCACUAACAAUGGUGUUAUCUACGAGACUGUUCUACUAAGCGACGAGGGUCGCUUUAUUUCAAACAUUAUCGAACAAUACUGGCGUCAGGUUAGUGUUUACACUAUUCGUGAAUGA
Echinostoma caproni is the source of this 282-nucleotide messenger RNA. NCBI's taxonomy places the organism in Eukaryota, Metazoa, Platyhelminthes, Trematoda, Plagiorchiida, Echinostomatidae. The record is from the annotation of a GenBank genome assembly.